Messenger RNA from Myotis brandtii (Brandt's bat), 1184 nucleotides. It is a transcript of the gene NAPRT, whose product is annotated as nicotinate phosphoribosyltransferase. Gene Ontology annotation, molecular function: nicotinate phosphoribosyltransferase activity. NCBI's taxonomy places the organism in Eukaryota, Metazoa, Chordata, Mammalia, Chiroptera, Vespertilionidae. The transcript has 9 exons. Gene Ontology annotation, biological process: NAD+ biosynthetic process. The record is from RefSeq and is a predicted model, not a curated record. Bases 80 to 1096 code for a protein of 338 amino acids.
CUGCCUCCCUCACAGCCUCAUUGCUACCAACGCGGCGCGGCUCCGCCUGAUCGCAGGGCCUGAGAAACGGCUGCUAGAAAUGGGGUUGCGGCGCGCGCAGGGCCCCGACGGGGGUCUCACGGCCUCCACCUACAGCUACCUGGGGGGCUUUGACGGCAGCAGCAACGUGCUGGCAGGACAGCUGCGGGGCGUGCCCGUGGUGGGGACCCUGGCGCACUCCUUCGUCACUUCCUUUUCCGGCACGGAGGUGCCUCCUGACCCGAUGUUGGCUCCGGCUGCUGGUCAGGGCCCCAGUGUGGACCUGGCCCCCCGUGUGGAGGCGUGGCUGGAACGUGUGUGCGCCCACCUGGGGCUGGGGGUGCAGGAUCCACACCCCGGGGAGCGGGCGGCCUUUGUGGCCUAUGCCUUGGCCUUCCCCCGGGCCUUCCAGGGCCUGCUGGACACCUACAGCGUGAGGAGAAGCGGACUUCCCAACUUCCUGGCGGUGGCCCUGGCCCUGGGGGAGCUGGGCUACCGGGCUGUGGGCGUGCGGCUGGACAGUGGGGACCUGCUGCAGCAGGCCCAGGAGGUCCGGGCGCUCUUCCGGACCACGGCAGCCCAGUUUCAGGCACCCUGGCUGGAGUCAGUCCCCAUCGCUGUCAGCAACAACAUCGACGAGAAGGAGCUGGCCCCCUUCCAGGGCAGUGAAGUGAAUGUCAUUGGCAUUGGCACCAGCGUGGUCACCUGCCCCCGCCAGCCUUCCCUGGGCUGCGUCUACAAGCUGGUGUCCGUGGGAGGCCAGCCUCGGAUGAAGCUGACCGAGGACCCCGAGAAGCAGACCUUGCCGGGGAGCAAGGCCGCCUUCCGGCUCCUGGGCUCCGAUGGGUCUCCGCUGCUGGACCUGCUGCAAUUGGCGGAGGAGCCGGCGCCCCAGGCCGGCCAGGAGCUGAGGGUCUGGCCUCGAGGGGCCCAGGAGGCCUGUACCGUGAGGCCGGCCCGUGUGGAGCCACUCCUGCGACUCUGGGUCCAGCAGGGGCAGCUGUGCGAGCCCCUCCCAUCUCUGGCCGAAUCCAGAGCCUUCGCCCAGCGGUCCCUGAGCCAGCUCAGCCCCGGCUGAGCGCCGGAGCCCCCCUGUCGGAGCCCCCCUGUGAGAGCCCCCCUGUGAGAGCCCCGAGGAGCUGCCAGAAGUUAACAGGAGUCGCUCA